Juglans regia (Persian walnut) is the source of this 1265-nucleotide messenger RNA. RefSeq lists its product as uncharacterized. The transcript has a single exon. Lineage: Eukaryota; Viridiplantae; Streptophyta; Magnoliopsida; Fagales; Juglandaceae. The coding region runs from base 213 to 644 and encodes 143 amino acids. The record is from RefSeq and is a predicted model, not a curated record.
UAGUCAUUGCCAGUUAUGCCAAAUCAUUAUAGGUAUCACACCAUUUUAACAAGAUAAAAUCCCACCAAUAUUGCAUAUACUCUCUCUCUCUCUCUCUCUCUCUCUCUACAUACCUUUUCUUGCAAUCUAAGCCUUGUGUCCAUUUAUAUCCCGAAAGCCCAAUACACACAACUGUGGUCUGCGAUCCUCAUUCGCCGGAAGAACCCUGAAGAAUGAGCUCAGUUUGCAUAUCAAACUGUGUCAACGACGCACGUGACCCUCGUGUUCCCGUCCGUGCCACAUACGUGAACCUCUAUAAGUGGCCGGAGUCCGACGCAGAGUUCGUCCGGUCGUUCAGCUCCGCCGAAGGCCGCAGGGGAAUGCAUGGCCAUCCCAGAGUGGUGGACAGCAUCUCGUGCAGGCAGAUGUAUCUGAGAAGCUACAAGUUCUCCAGGAAAGAGACUGUGCCGGAGAAGACGCAGAAAUGCUUCGGGAGGUUGAGAGAGAAAAUGUCUCCCGGAAAGAAGAGAAAGACUCAGGGGCUUAAAAGGAAGUGUUUGGUUUGGAGGAAAGUUAGGGAAUUGUCGUGUGCCGCCUUGUUUAGGAUCUUUCACAGGUUUUUGUCUUGCUCUGCUAGUGUAGACGUUAUGGAUGGAAAAGAUUGACAACAUAAGCUUUCUCUUCUUAAUUCCUCUGUUUUUUAUGCUCAGAACUACAUUCACAAAAACAAAAAAACAAAGGGGGAUGAAUCUGGUGUUGUGUUCUUUUUUCUUUAGUUUUAUGUUAAAUUAUGUUGAAGGGAAAAUAUUGCAAUAGGGCAUUGUGGCAAGAACAGUUCUUCUUUGUAAAUCUGCAUGUCCUGAUCAUCCUGCGGAGCUUACAAAAAAAACCAUGUAAUUUUGCUCUCCUUUUUUUUUUUUUUAUUUCAGUGUGAUUCUAAGCAAUAAUGUUUUGUAUUUAGUAAUGCUGUCGGUAUUUUCAGUACUUCUUGUCCCUCUUUCUCCUACUCACGCAUUAUUACUCUCAAGUUACAUCCAUGAAGAUCAAGGCCGAAAGGUAUUUUUGUAGCUUUGUUUGUUGUUAACAGCAAGCGCAGGAAUGCAAGGAAAAGUAAAGGUAGUACUUGUUGUACUAAGUUUCCACAGCUUUCCAAAGCUAAGGGACAUUAUAAUCAUGAUAAAUUAGAGGCGUGGUAGUUAUAUAUAAUUUUGGGUAGGGUUGGUUUUUAUGUUGUUUGUGAUAUGUUCCAUUCUUAUGUUUUCAAUUAUGUCAAGUUAAUUCGGUUU